AUGACCCGUAAUGGUGUACUAUCUGUGUGUACGAACAUGUCCGUUCACGACUCCUGGGAAGCGCUCCUCUGGCUCAAGUCCACCGCCUACCACCUCCUCUCUCUCGAUCUCUCGAAGGUCGCCGUAGGAGGUUCCAGCGCUGGCGGAAAUCUAGCAGCGGUAAUUUGCCACAGAGCUCUCUCCGCUCCAUCAAGCGUCCCGAAACUCCGCGUCAAACUGCUCAUCGUCCCGGUCACGGACAAUACCGCCCUCCCGUCCAACACUCCCCCCUGGAAAGAAAACGGAUUCGCGCCCGCUCUUCCGUCGCUGAAGAUACUGUGGUAUAGAAAUCACUACUUACCGGAUGAGAAGACAUGGCCCGAGCCAGAAGCAAGCCCGUUGCUGUAUGAGGGCGGGUGGAAGUAUGAGGGGGAGGCCUACGCCGAGAAGUUGGAGAGCGCGGGGGUUGAGGUGGAACUGAAGGCUAUGAAGGGCAUGCCGCAUCCAUUUUUUGCUAUGGAUGGAGUGUUGCAGCAGGGGAGGGACGCCAUCACUUAUAUGGUGGAAGCGUUGAACAGAGCUUUCGCUUAA
This is a messenger RNA of Drepanopeziza brunnea f. sp. 'multigermtubi' MB_m1, 570 nucleotides long. Lineage: Eukaryota; Fungi; Ascomycota; Leotiomycetes; Helotiales; Drepanopezizaceae. The record is from RefSeq and is a predicted model, not a curated record.